This is a messenger RNA of Tilletiaria anomala UBC 951, 1337 nucleotides long. Its product is annotated as P-loop containing nucleoside triphosphate hydrolase protein. Gene Ontology annotation, biological process: dUDP biosynthetic process; dTDP biosynthetic process; dTTP biosynthetic process. The record is from RefSeq and is a predicted model, not a curated record. Gene Ontology annotation, molecular function: dTMP kinase activity; ATP binding. The transcript has 2 exons. Lineage: Eukaryota; Fungi; Basidiomycota; Exobasidiomycetes; Georgefischeriales; Tilletiariaceae. Bases 406 to 1326 code for a protein of 306 amino acids. Gene Ontology annotation, cellular component: cytosol; cytoplasm; nucleus.
AGGACAUCAUCAUCUCGUCGCUAGUCGCUCGGUGCGGGCUAAGGAGCUGCCGAGGAUACAUUGUGCUGCUGACAGCUCCGACCAGGAAAAGGGAAAGGGUGUGGAUCUACCAAGGAAAGCAACUGCUGGCACCGGCGCCCUCUCGAAACUCGAAAUCCAGACGCGUCGAUUGAUGCUCGAAGCACAAGCGUUGGACGCCAUUUGGGAUCUCUCACCUCAGUGCGAACCCGCUUCCUCCGAGCCCCAGGCCCCCAUACUCUAACGGAUCCAACGAUCAUGCAAAAAUAGCGCAUGCAUAUGCGACAUUCUCGACUACUGCAAUCUGCAACCCUUCCUUUCUUGUUCUCUGACCCCUUCUCUGGCUACUCCUUGACGCGGAUACCUCGUGUAAAGCGCACCAUCGCCAUGUCUACCGUCGCUUCUGCCCCAAUGUCUGGGCAGCACAACACAGACCCUCGACGAAGGCGACGUGGGAAUUUCAUUGUUGUAGAAGGCUUGGAUCGCGCUGGCAAGUCGACACAAGUUGAUCUCCUAGUUCAGCGCUUCCUUCGUGGAGAUCGUUUCUCCAGCGAGCACCGCGAAGGCGUCUCAAUUGCAGCCCAACACCAACGGGACGCUGGAAGCCAGGCACCAGCGUCUCAUGAAGAGGAUGGCCCAACUGCGGAAGCAGUAGAAAAAGCGAUCGUGUACAAGUUUCCCGAUCGCACAACCCCGAUCGGCAAGAUGAUCGACGCGUACCUCCAGUCGCAAACCGAUAUUGACGACCGGGCCAUUCAUCUGCUAUUCAGUGCGAAUCGGUGGGAAGCCAUGCAGCGCAUCAAAGCCAUCCUCUCACGUGGUACCACGAUCAUCUGCGACCGCUACGCCUUUUCUGGAGUUGCGUACUCCGUCUCCAAAUCACCCUCCACCCCAUCGUCGACCAGCGUGCUGCCAGCGUCAGCAGCGCUCUCCUACGCCUGGUGCCGGGCACCCGACUCCGGUCUGCUGCAACCGGACCUCGUCAUCUUCCUCGACAUUGCGCCGGAUGUCGCGCGCCAGCGCGGCGCGUACGGCGCAGAGCGCUACGAGCGUGAAGAUAUGCAGCGCCGUGUGCGCGAAGCGUUCCUUGUCAUCCAGCGCGAUGUCACCGCCGCUGCGCAUCCGCUCGCGUGGAGCACAAUCGACGCGGGUCGCAGCGUGGACGAAGUGCACGAGGAGAUGUGGCAGGCGGUCCAGGCUUGCCAGCUGCGUUCCACUCAGAAAGCAGGCAGCGGUACAGUGGAUGCAGACGAGUUUGACAUGUCAUUGUUCACGCACGAUCCUCCUCGUGAUUCGAAUCAUGUAUGACAGUAGUCCAA